AUUGCCCUUCGGAAGAACUUUGAAGUAGAUAUGUUACCAUCUUAUGCAUACUCCUGAAGCUCAGUACCAAGAUUCACUUGAGAAUAUCUCUUCCAGACGAUGGGACUCAACAUGCCUUAUCACAAGACUGCCUGCACUGCCUUUGCUUUGACUUCAUGCUUAGUCUUUGCACGGCUCGUCGAUCAUUUGAUGCAGCCACGAGAUCUCACUUGGUGGUUAUCCCUAGGCAUCUUGGGUAUCAUUCAGAUUCUAUGUUGCAUGCUUCUCUACCGACUCGCUUUUCACCCCUUAGCAAAGUACCCAGGCACUCUUUUCGCAGCCUGCACAGACCUGUGGUCGGUGUACUGGAUCAUCAAGGGUAGUCGGCACCUAGAGCUUCAUCGCCAGCACCAGAAAACAUUUGUGCGUCAUGGGCCCAACCGAAUCUCCGUCAACUCCGCCACGGCAUCCCGCGCCCUCCACCAUGUGAACGCUAAUGCUUCACUCUCUGACACCUACGGCUCUUUCAAGUUUUUCUUUGGGACUGAGAUGUCCAUGACGACGCUUGACGAUCCUCUCCAUAUGUCCCGACGCAAGAUCAAUGCGACUGCCCUCACACCUACCGCAGUAAAAAACCUCUCGCGCAGGAUUACGCCUCACGUUGACACUUUGAUCGAUAUAUUGAAAAGUGGCCUCAAAUUUCCAAAUGUUGCAAAGGGCGAAUGCAACGAGUGGGGCCCUUCUCACGAUAUGGAAGUUCUACUAAAGUACUGCAUCGCUGACAUCAUGGCGGAUACGACUUUCAGUCACCAUUGGAACGCACAAGGCGACCCUACGUACCGUCACUUUAUUCACGGGUUUCCGCAAGGGGUUGCCGGGAUCCACCUAACCGGGCAUAUACCAUGGAUAUUCCGCUUUAAUCUCCAUAAAGUGUUCUUCAGGGAAUUGCUUGAAGGGGUAACUAAGCUUAAGGCGGCGAGUGAUCUAUUCGCUGAUAACAGGGCCUCACGUGACCCAGAUGAUGGCAAGGGAGCAGACAUCUGGUCAACUUUGCAAAAGGCUCAAGACCCAAUUACAGGCCGCGGAUACCUUCAUGAGGAGCUCAGGUCGGAAUCUGGUUUAUUAAUCAUCGCUGGCACGGAUGGCCUCAUAACUGCGACGACCUCGACCCUAUUCUAUCUACUUCAUAACCCAUCAUCAUUAGCUAGACUUACUCGAGAAGUACGAGACACCUUCCCCCUUCACACAGCAAAGGGGCUAGCGAUCACGUUUGCAGGCCCGGAACUACGAGGUAUGUCCUAUCUAUAUGCCUGCAUUGACGAGGCCAUGCGCUUGAGCCCCCCCGUGCCUAGUAUCCUCCCGCGCUGUGCCCACCGCGGUGGGAUUGUUGUCGAGGGGGAGUUCUUCCCGGAGGGCACCAACAUUGGAAUUCCUCAUUACAGUCUCCACAGAAACGAGACCUAUUUCCCUCGCCCCCUCUCGUACGAGCCAGAGCGAUGGAUGCCGAAACAGUCAACGAAGGCCUCGGAGCAGGAGAAGACUGAAGACGAUGACACCGCAGCCAAGGAUGCUGGAAACCAACUAAGAGCCGGUGCUGGUCUGACAAUCUCUUACACACCUUUUGGCGCUGGGCGGUAUAACUGCGUUGGGAAGUACUUGGCAUAUCAGGAAAUGGCCUAUAUUCUAGCACGCCUGGUAUGGCUGUUCGACAUGCGCGUCGAACCCGGUAACACACUUGGAGAGGGUACGGGAACAGGAGAGUGGGGCCGCUUCAAAAAGGAGGAGUAUCAGUUGUACGAUGGUUUUGUGAGUGAACAGGAAGGCCCCGUUGUGCAGUUUAGAUACAGGAAAGACCUUACUGCUGCUACUUGAUAGACUCCAAGAUAUCGCUCGGAACUUGAAGGUUAAAGCCAGGCAUGGCGUGGGCGAGGCGGCGGAAGGAAUGUAUAUAGUGAUUAGGGGGUUGGCGUUCGGACCACUAGCUAACCCCUACAUGAGAAUAGGGGUCGCCUCUCCUUAUCGGUUGGUAGGAAUAUUGCGUUUAAAUGCAAAACCGG
Daldinia caldariorum is the source of this 2036-nucleotide messenger RNA. RefSeq names its product cytochrome P450. The coding region runs from base 100 to 1851 and encodes 583 amino acids. Lineage: Eukaryota; Fungi; Ascomycota; Sordariomycetes; Xylariales; Hypoxylaceae. The transcript is spliced from 3 exons. Gene Ontology annotation, molecular function: heme binding; oxidoreductase activity, acting on paired donors, with incorporation or reduction of molecular oxygen; iron ion binding. The record is from RefSeq and is a predicted model, not a curated record.